AUGGGCAAAAAGAGAUCAAGAGAGGAGGGCAAAGACGCCCCGCCCGCCGACGCUGGCGUCGACAAAAUGGACGAGGACAGCAGUGAUGAUGAGGACUUUGACAUGGUCAAUGUCGAAUUCGAGUGGUUCAACUUUGACCCCGAGAUCGACUUCCACGGCAUCAAAUCGCUUCUCCGCCAGCUCUUCGACGUGGACGCCAGCCUGUUCGACAUGUCGGCGCUCGCCGACCUGGUUCUGUCCCAACCAACAAUCGGCUCAACGGUCAAGGUCGACGGCAAGCAAACGGAUGCCUACGCCCUGCUCACCGCUCUCAACACCCACGUCCACCGCGACACGGCGCCCAUGAAGGACGUGCUGAAAUACCUAGUCGACAAGGCGCAGACGAAUGCCUCGCUGGCCGCGGUUCCCGAGCUCGUCAACGCCGGUAAACACAUUGGUUUGGUGCUCUCCGAGCGCCUCAUCAAUAUCCCGCCCGAGAUCGGGCCCCCGCUCUACUCGAUGCUCAUUGACGAGGUAGAGGCCGCCGUGGAGGACAAGGAGCCGUACGAGUUUUCGCACUACCUGAUUGUGUCCAAGACCUAUCAGGAGGUCGAGUCGACGCUGGACGUGGAGGGCCGCAAGAAGAAGAAGGCCAGGGAGGAGUCGUCGACCUUUUUCUUCCACCCCGAGGAUGAGGUGCUGCACAAGCACGCGCUGGCGUACGGGAGCUACUCUUACACCAAGGAGAACGACUCGGUGGCCGACAGCAAACGAGCGUUCCAGGAGGCGGGUAUCAAGCCCGCCGGACACAUGAUUUUGAUUGAAGCGAGCAGGUUCCCCGGCGCUGUCAAGGCCAUUGCCGACUACUUGCAGCCACAGCAAUAG
Messenger RNA from Metarhizium brunneum ARSEF 3297, 864 nucleotides. RefSeq lists its product as uncharacterized. Gene Ontology annotation, cellular component: nucleus. NCBI's taxonomy places the organism in Eukaryota, Fungi, Ascomycota, Sordariomycetes, Hypocreales, Clavicipitaceae. The record is from RefSeq and is a predicted model, not a curated record.